Frieseomelitta varia is the source of this 1032-nucleotide messenger RNA. RefSeq lists its product as uncharacterized. The record is from RefSeq and is a predicted model, not a curated record. NCBI's taxonomy places the organism in Eukaryota, Metazoa, Arthropoda, Insecta, Hymenoptera, Apidae. Bases 1 to 1032 code for a protein of 343 amino acids. The transcript is spliced from 3 exons.
AUGAUUUCAAAUGAAGAUUCUGCGUCAAGUAAUUCAACUGACGAUACAUUUUUACCAAAUCCUUCCAAACGAUGUCGAAUGUUGUCAGAUAGUGAGGAAAGUUCCUCGAGCAGUUUGUCUGAUAUGAUAAUAUCAUCUUCAGUACGUCGCCGUCGAAUUGAAUCAGAUAGUAAAAGUGAAGUUGAAGAUGACGGCAAUAAUGAAAAUAAUACACAAGAAGAAGUGCGUGAUACAAAUUGGCAUAUUCCUUCGUGUAAUCAAGCAAAGAAUGAAAUAUUACGCGUAGAUGAAUCAUUGGUGCCCUUCCGAGGCCACAUAAUAUUUCGACAAUAUUUGAAACAAAAACGGCAUCGAUAUGGAAUUAAAGUUUUUAAAUUAUGCGGUGGUGCAGGAUACACUUAUUCUUUCAAAAUAUACACGGGAAAAGAAAAAAAUAGAGAUAAAACAGCAGGAAACUUAUCGUCCGAGAUCGUAAUGUCUCUCUGCAAAGAUAUAUUGGGUAAAAGCCAUACUGUCUGGACAGACAAUUGGUAUACGAGUGUUGAUCUGGCGGAAAAAUUAAUCACAAGGAACACACAUUUAGUGGGUACCCUAAGAAAAAAUCGACGAGGAAAUUCAGUAGAAGUAGUAUCCAAAAAACUAAAACGUGGAGAACUCAUUGCUCGCGAAAAUAAAUCAAGUAUAACGAUAUUAAAAUGGAUAGAUAAGAGAGACGUAUUGAUGCUUUCAACGAAACAUUCGGCAGAAAUGACUACUGUACAUAAGAAAUUCUAUUCGUGUGAAAAACCAAAAAUGGUUUUGGAAUACAAUCUAGGAAAAUCAUCAGUCGAUUUAUCGGAUCAAAUGAUAGCGUAUAGUUCACUACUACGUAAAACUUUAAAGUGGUAUAAAAAAUUAGCAAUAGAACUGUUAUUGAAUACAUGUAUGGUAAAUGCAAUGGUAUUAUUCAAACAGUUUAAUCCUGGAUUAGUUAAUAUGAUCUGUAUGAUAAGUUGUGAAGUGGAGGUGAAUCUAAUAGUAAGGUUUGUAUAA